AAGGGUGAGGAGGAGGGCCUCAGUCGCUCGGUUGGGAAGGAUCCAGGCGUCAUUGACUGCCUCGAGAGGCCGAGGGCUUGACGCAGUGGAUCCAGGUCUAGGCGGUGAGGAGAUGGUCCAGGUGAAGGAUGUUGGGAGAUGCUGGUGGCAUGACACUGACAGGCUGCGGUUUUGGACCUAGCGAAUCAGCCAUCGCCAUCUCCUUCGCGUGAGAUCCAUUGACCACCGCAGCCUUCCAAGAUCAGCUAAUAGCUAACCAGAAAACAUGACGGCUGGUUCAGUGUGUGCCCCUCAGAUCAUACCACUGCGAGUGCCCCAGCCUGGAAAAGCCAACCAUGAAAUUGACACCAAUACUCUUUUGGAAAUGAAAUCUGACACCCCAGAUGUCAACAUAUAUUACACCCUGGAUGGCAGCAAACCUGAUUUCUUAAAGAAAGCUGGUUCUGGUGAAAAUAAUACAUUUAAGUAUAUAAAACCUAUUACUUUGCCUGAUGGAAAAAUACAAGUUAAAGCUGUUGCUGUCUCUAAAGACUGCAGACAGAGUGGGAUUGUAACAAAGGUGUUCCAGGUAGACUAUGAACCACCAAAGAUGGUCUCCCCUGAAGAGAGUGUUGAAGAUGCCCUCAAAGGCUUUUCAAAGCAGGAAUUAAAAAAUGGGUUUGUUGGACCAAAAUUAAGGAAGAAGUACAAGAAUGCUGAAAAUAAAACAACUUGGAACGUUAACCUUAGACGGCUUGCAGACCUCAAGGUAGGCGAAAGAGCAGACCCUAAAACUCUGAAAGACCUUCGCUUCUCGGAGAGUCCACUGGAAAUCCCAGCCUACCAUGAAGGAUCGGGUUCUAGAAUAGCUCCUCACCAGUCCCAGUCCCCGGGGUUUGCACACAUAACUGGCCAGAGGAGUCUGACAAGCACAGAGAUCACGCGGAUCCAGAGGGACACUGACUUCCUCAAGUGUGCCCACUGUCUGGCUUCCCGUCCAUCUGAUCCCUUUGCUCGCUUCUGUCAAGAAUGUGGCGCUCCUGUCCCACCCAUAUUUGGCUAUCGUCUUCCACCCCCGGAAGGGGCUCAGAUGGGCCUGUGUGCAGAAUGUGGAAGUGUGGUACCCAUGAACACUCCCAUCUGUGUGGUGUGCGAGGCUCCUCUUGCCCCACAGCUGCGGCCCCAGGCCAGCCUCCACUUGAAGGAGAAGGUGAUCUGUCGCACCUGUGGCACUGGGAAUCCUGUUCAUCUGAGAUAUUGUGUCACCUGUGAGGGGACCCUGCCUGCAACACAAGAGCAGUGGCCUUGCAAUGGAAAUGAAGUCCCUCAUCCACCCUCUCGGAACGGGGAGACCAUUUCCUGCUCCAGAUGUGGCUGCCACAACCUCUGGGAGGCAUCCUUCUGUGACUGGUGUGGAGCCACGCUCGGCAUUUCUGGUAGCCACUCUGUCUGCCCAAAAUGUGGGGCCAGCAACCAUCUGUCUGCCCGAUUCUGCGGCACUUGUGGAAUCUAUGUGAAGUCCAUAACACGAUUCCGCAUGAACAGCUUGGCCCUAGUUGCUGGGGCACCUCGUCCAUUUGCUGAGCCCCGAUCUGCCUGGCAGUCUCUAAGUGUCCCUUUGCCCACUUCUGCUAUGGGGUCUAAGAAGGACAUGGGCACACAGACCUCUGGCCUCUUCUACCCAUCUGGCAAGCUCCUGGCAAAGAAGGAACUGGAGGCAGCUUGUCACAGGCAGAGGCAGGAGAAGAUGAGUGACCACAGGCCAGUCCUCACAGCUGUCAGCCCAGGAAGAGGCUACUGGAGAAAACAGUUGGAUCACAUUUCUGCUCACCUCAGGUCCUACGCUCAGAACAACCCUGAUUUCCGGGCCUUGAUUGCAGAACCCAGGAUGGGAAAGCUUAUCUCUGCUACCGUCCAUGAAGAUGGCUACGAAGUUAGCAUCAGGCUGAACUAUAUUCAAGUCUCAAACAAGAACCUGUACAUCAACAAGUCGAUGAAUCUCAGUGACCACUUUCUGAGCAGUGUCACCGAAGGUGGGAAUGGGCUGUAUGACAGCAGGUCCAGCUUGGUGAGUGCCUAUAGCCAGAGCACCUCAGACACCCCUGAUGGUGUCAAGAAGAUGAAGAAUCUCAAGCCCAAAAGUUUCCACAGGAACCCAGAGCUGCCCACACCCGAAAACAGACUCCUGCUGGAGGAAGUUGGCCCCACGGGGAAAGGAAGACUGUCUGUGCUGGAACAGCUGCUAGAUGAAGGAGCAGACCCUAACUGUUGUGAUAGUCAAGGUCGACCUGCUGUUACCGUGGCUGUUGUGAAUAAACACCAUGAAGCCAUUCCAGUUCUUGCUCAGAGAGGAGCAGACAUCGACCAGCAGUGGGGACCGUUCAGAAAUACAGCUCUUCAUGAAGCAACUCUACUUGGCCUGGAAGGAAGGGAGAGCAUCACCACUUUACUGGGAUGCAAUGCAAACACCCAAAAGAAGAACACAAGAGGCCAGACAGCAUAUGAUGUCGCUCUUGAGAUUGGGGAUGACCUCACCACUUCGCUUCUUGCCACUAAAUUCAGCCAAAGUCUGGAGGACCAACUUUCCCCAUCUGGGAACCCAAUCCUAGGUGACAAUUAGAUCUGAGGUAGUCACUAGGCUGCAAAGAGACUACCCAGCUAUAGCUGCUCUUACUUUUGGAAUGUGUAUUUAAGUGUAAGAAUUAGGAUUGAAAGAAACUCAUAAGGGGUGUGUGUGUGUGUGUAUGUGUGUGUGUGUAUGUGUGUGUGCGCGCGCACACGUGCGCAUACACACUACAUGCACUUGUGAGUGGUAGGAGGGAUUGAACCUAGGGUCUUGCAGAGGCUAGGCAAGUGUUGUAUACCAUCAUGCUAUACCCUAGCCUUCUUUAUUUUGAACUCCUAAAGUUGCUCAGUCUGUCCUUGAACUCACUCUGAAGCAAGGAAAGACCUUGAACAACUUGAGAUCUUCCUGCCUCAGCCUCCCAAGUAGCUGAGAGUACAGGCUGGAAUCAGUAGACCCAGCUCUUUUUUUUUUUUUUU
Molecule: messenger RNA, 3021 nt
Organism: Phodopus roborovskii (desert hamster)
Lineage: Eukaryota; Metazoa; Chordata; Mammalia; Rodentia; Cricetidae
Gene: Dzank1
Product: double zinc ribbon and ankyrin repeat domains 1
Exons: 21
Coding region: 266-2599 (777 amino acids)
Biological process (GO): eye photoreceptor cell development
Molecular function (GO): protein binding
Source: RefSeq, a predicted model, not a curated record